This is a messenger RNA of Hemicordylus capensis (graceful crag lizard), 4706 nucleotides long. It is a transcript of the gene TAF4B, whose product is annotated as TATA-box binding protein associated factor 4b. Gene Ontology annotation, biological process: DNA-templated transcription; transcription initiation at RNA polymerase II promoter. The transcript is spliced from 15 exons. Gene Ontology annotation, molecular function: RNA polymerase II general transcription initiation factor activity; protein heterodimerization activity; DNA binding. Lineage: Eukaryota; Metazoa; Chordata; Lepidosauria; Squamata; Cordylidae. The record is from RefSeq and is a predicted model, not a curated record. Bases 430 to 3192 code for a protein of 920 amino acids. Gene Ontology annotation, cellular component: transcription factor TFIID complex.
GAAGCGAAGCCGCCGGUGUUGUUACUAAGGGGAAGAAGGUGGGGCUUAGGUGACGCAGGAGCCCGUUGGGCGCCGUCGCUGCCCGCAUGUGCGGCUUUCCUCUAGGAGCCUUCUUCUAUUAAAGGGGGAGACGGCGGCCUGGGUGGUCCUACGUGUGCGCGUGCGAGAAGGAGGAGGAGGAACCGGCAGCGCAUGCAUGACCAUGUGUUUUUUGCAAGCGUGUCAGUAGCUGCUUCUGCUGCCGCUGGGUCCUAGAGCGGUCUGACAGCUGGUGUGCGGGGGACCCUUCUGCGUUUGCCGCAUCGCCGGCUGCGGAGUCUUCGCCCAACUCUCGGGGACCCUUGGUGGCUGCUAUGCAGUGGAAUAGCGUGGACUCUGCUGGCAGAAGCUCUCGUCCUUUCCUUUCCAGUGCUGUACUCGUCGUCCUCCAUGAGUGCCCCGCCUGUGGCGGCAACAGCAGCAGCAGCAGCCCUGGGAAGGGUCAUGCCCACCGGGCCUCCUGAGCAUGCUGCCUUGGCGGCGGGUCCCCCUGUGAACGGAGCCGGCGGGCUUCCGGCAGCCCCUGCUGUCUUGCGCGCGCAGGGCACGGCGCCUCCAGUUUCCUGCCCGGUGACUCCCACGGGGAGCGCAGUGGUUACCCUGAACAUCACUGGCAUCAAAGCUCCCCUCAAGAUGACCCCUUCCAUCUCUCAGCAGCCCCGAGUUGUGUCUACUCCAGUGGGGACUUUAGUGGCCAAAGUGGCUCCCGGGAUUCCUGUCCAGCAACUCCCUAAGCCUUCCAGUGGGGGUGCUGGGUCGGCAGCCCCUCAUCCAGUAGCAGCCAAAGCCCCGCAAACGACUACCAUACAGUUGCCUGCAAACUUUCAGGUUCCGCAAGGAACAGUUCUUCUCAGAAGUAAUACUGGUCAGCUGAUGUUGGUGUCUCAACAAGCACUUGCUCAAGCCCAAAGCCAGACUCAAAAUAAUCCAAGUUUAAGACAGUCAAUACCUACAAAUGCAUCUACAGUCAAAACACAGAUUUUGCAGAAUUCUGGAACUCAGGUGUUCAAAGUACUAACUGCUCCUGUCAAAACAGUGUCUAAGACAUCUAAUUCUAUUGCCUCUGCUGCUAAGAAGCCUGCUGUAAUACAGUCAGUAGCAUCAACAGAUAGUAUUGCUACAGUUACAACUGUGAAGUCUUUGGUUACUGGACCAUCGUCUAAGCUUUCUGUUUCUGCAUCUGACACGGUUUCACUGUCGAUUGUUCAAAACCUAGUUCCUGAAAAAGAGGACACAACCAUAGUUCAGACCAGCACUUCUAUGGAAAUGCUUGAAAAUGUGAAAAAGUGCAAAAACUUCUUAGCAACACUAAUAAAAUUGGCAUCCAGUGGGCCUCAAGCACCUGAAAUGGGGCAGAACGUGAAGAAUCUCGUGCAAAGUCUGUUGGAAGCUAAAAUUGAACCAGAAGAAUUUACCAAAAAGCUGUACAUUGAGUUAAAGUCUUCUCCACAACCAUAUCUUGUCCCUUUUCUCAAGAAAAGUAUGAUUGCCUUACGACAGUUAAUGCCCAACACACAGAACUUUAUACAACAGUGUCUGCAACAGUCUGCAGUGCAAACAGCUCCUCCAGCAUGCAUUACUGCAAAAACUUCUUCAGUAGUAGCUACCAGCACUCCUGUGACUACAGCCUCCCUUCAAACUCCUAGAACUCCACUGGGGAUACCCUCCUCUCUGAUUUCGGGUCCAACCCCCUGUACAGCAUUGGUGACAAGAGGAUCUGGCUCCCUUCAGUUUGUUCAGCCUGCCCAUGCCUUGUCAGCAGGAACCCUUUCUCUUCACAGUCCAAAUCCUAUUCCCUCUACUCAACUGACGACGGCAACAACUAUAAACACUGUUAAGGCUGUGCAUCCAACCUCUUCCAUGCCAAUGGUGACCACUUCCUUUCAAGUUGCUAAACCAGUUCUUGUCCCAGCAGUGUCAUCAGAAGCGCACUCUGCUCUCAGUUCUGUGAAAUCAGCCGUGUCUGCCGUGGCAACAACUUCUUCUCUCCAAGCUGUAAAGCCGGUCUUGACUGCUGCUGCAGCACCUACCAAGGCAGUAACCACAUCCCUUCAGUCUGUAAUGCCAGUGACUGGAACUCCAAUCACUAUCCGAGUUGCCCAUCCCAAGUCCAUCCUUCCCCAGUCAGUUCGAACCUCACAGGGGGUGAAAGUAAAGCAGCUGAUAGUCCAGCAGCCAUCUGGAAGCAUCUUGAAAAAAGUAACCACCCCUCAACCGUCUUCAGCACUCCCUGUUGUGAACAAAUUGGCAGGAAAAACACCAUUCAGUGCUUUGAUCCGGGCUAACCAACUUCCUGCAGGUUCUAUUGUGAAACAAAUUACCCUGCCAGGAAACAAAAUUAUGUCGCUUCAAGCAUCUCCUGUGCAGAGAAGUAAAAUAAGAGAGAAUGGAACAUCAUCCUUCAGGGAUGAAGACGACAUCAAUGAUGUGACUUACAUGGCUGGGGUGAAUCUGAGCGAAGAGAAUGCAUGCAUUUUAGCAACCAAUUCUGAAACAGUUGGCACACUUAUUCAGUCUUGUCCAGAGGAACCUCUCCUUUCUUCAGAUGCCUUACAGAAGACGACUUUAGAAAUAGGUAAAAGGCAUGACAUUACGGAAGUUAAUUCGGAUGUUCUGAACUUGAUCUCCCAUGCUACGCAGGAACGAUUACGAGGGCUUCUGGAGAAACUCACUAUAAUUGCUCAGCAUCGUAUGAUGACCUAUAAGGAGAGCGACAAGUACAUAAUGUCUAGUGAUACUCGGGCUCAGCUUAGGUUUCUUGAGAAACUGGAUCAUAUGGAGAAGCAGAGGAAAGAUGAAGAAGAACGAGAAAUGUUGCUUCGAGCAGUCAAGAGCCGUUCCAACAAAGAAGAUCCAGAGCAGCUGCGAUUAAAGCAGAAAGCAAAAGAGAUGCAGCAGUUAGAACUUGCACAGAUGCAACAAAGGGAGGCUAAUCGUGCUGCUCUGGUAGCCAUUGGACCAAGAAAAAAGAGACCAUUGGAUUCUUCUAGUGUUUCUGCAGGACUAGAGGGCUUGAACAGAUCACCAAGCCUUGCAAAACCAUUUAUUCACCCAAGAAUAACACGCAUCUGUCUUAGGGACUUGAUAUUUUGUAUGGAACAAGAAAAGGAAAUGAAGCAUUCUCUAGUUCUGUACCAAGCUCUUUUGAAGUAAUCAGACUUCUGCAUUCAGCUUACCACCAUUCGCUGCCAAAGAACACUUGUUUGCACUGCCUUGGAAAACAGCCCAUUACAAAGAAACUGUUUACAGUUGUGAACAUCUAAUAAUCACCUGAAGGGUUUCAGUGGACAGCAGCUUAGAAUAAUUGGUCAGGUGGUCACUGAACACCUGCAUGGUGCCUGAAAGCACUGGAGAUGGAGAGCUUUAGGUGCCUGUUCUUCAUGCAAUGCUUGUGUCAGUAUUUCAGCCUGCAUUAUUGUUCCAUGACAAUUGUGCCUUCAAAUGCUGUAUUUAGGGAAGGAUGGCAUGAAGAAUGUAUUCAAUCACAAACCAGCAGACAAUGAAGCAUUGCCUUCUUGAGUCAGUCUCCUCUAGAUGCCCUAGUCCUAGAGCUUGAUGUCAUUGCUAUCUGGAUGAGAAGUCACUUGGGAGCAAGCUGAAGUGCCAGUAUGAGAUCUACAGCCAACAGCCUCCAAAGGAAGAUGGAGAAACUGCACUCUUGUGGUAUGGCUUGUGUUAUCAGUACUAGACAGAUAUGCAAGCAAACUAGAGCUGGUAAGUGUUGGGGUGAAUGAUCUUUUAAAAUAUUGGUUGCCUAAACCAGUUUAAAGGCAACCUAGUGAAGCAGAUGCCUGUUGAAACAUCUGCCUUAACACAGACAGAUGCUCCUUGAGUUUACAGCUUUAAAUUGGCCUGGUGCAUUGUUUUUGCAUCAGUUGAUUCUAAAGCAGGGAGUUAUCCUUGAAUGAGUGAAGUGAAAUGCUCCUUGCUUUUUUCUAAAGUGUAGCUUUGUCUGAUCUCCUCCUGUAAUCCAGGAGAAUAUACUUGAUGAUCAGGGACAUGCCUCUAAAAAUCUGCCUUCUGCAGAAAAAGGAUUUGAGGCAUUUGUGGAGAAGAGCACAAAACUGUUCAGGGAACUGAAGUGAUGGUUGAAUUCCAAAGUUAGCCUGCCUGUUAUGUAGAGCCCCAUGCAGCCAUUUUGCACUUUUCUACAAAUUCUACCCUAUCCUGUACAUCUAACACAAACUGUGUAACAUGGGUGAUGACAGAGUGUGUAGGGAAGACAGCAACUGAAUGUCUUCAUGAUUAAAGUCCUAAAAAACAACACUGAAGGUUCUUAAGGCUUUUUGGUAUACCAUUGUGCAAAAUGGGUGGGGCAUAUAGGUGGGGGAAACACCUAGUCCUGAGGCCAGAAUCAUUGCAGUAUAUUGGGAGUUUCUAACCUAGUCAUGAUUUUCUUGUUACAAAAUUGUGAACUAAGUUAGCUAAACCAAUGCAGUAAAUUAUUUAUAUGUGAGAUGUAUGUAUAAUAUAUAGCAGUACUCUUGACUGUGAAGCAGUAAGUUGCAAGAUAUGUCGUCAGACAAAAAUGUUUUGGAUAAUAAAUGCUUAUCUUUACUUUUUAUGUAAGGAGCAGCAUUUUCUCCUCUUUGUGUGUACGGUCUUACUGACAGAUGUUUAAAAUUAUUUUAAAUACUGUAUUAAAGUAACUAUUUUAUUAAAAAUAA